This is a messenger RNA of Fopius arisanus, 3841 nucleotides long. RefSeq names its product alpha-mannosidase 2 (gene alpha-Man-IIa). The record is from RefSeq and is a predicted model, not a curated record. The transcript has 2 exons. Gene Ontology annotation, cellular component: Golgi membrane. Gene Ontology annotation, molecular function: carbohydrate binding; alpha-mannosidase activity. Gene Ontology annotation, biological process: N-glycan processing; protein deglycosylation; mannose metabolic process. The coding region runs from base 327 to 3731 and encodes 1134 amino acids. NCBI's taxonomy places the organism in Eukaryota, Metazoa, Arthropoda, Insecta, Hymenoptera, Braconidae.
AAUCACUAGAAAAAUUUCCCAAAUUCUCUGAGAGUCCUUGAAAAUCAAUUGAGAACCCCUAGAAGAAAACUGAGAGCCCCUGAAUUUUCUCAAACAGGGAAAUACGUCAGAAACGUUAUAAAACCGAUAAUAAAUUUUCGAUUAAGUUAUGAAAAUGUGAUAUCGACGAGAAGAACGUGUCACGUCACUUUAAUCGAGUGUCCAAUCACUUCCGCUUAAAAAUGCUCGAGAGUUGUACCACGUAGCACUUGACAGUGCAAAUAAAAAUUGAGGUUGUUUUACGUUAGGAAUUAUAAUAAAAAUAAAGCAUCGGCCAAUUGAAAAUAAUGCGAACACAAAUGACGUUUCGAUAUUUCAAAUUGUUUGCGGUGUUGGGAGCUGGGGGAAUUCUUGCCUGUUGCCUCAUGAUGUAUCUACUCCUGGAUUUGACGUUCUCGCCUCGAGGGAAGCUACAGAAACUGGCGAUCGAGGAGAAUCAAUGGGUGCACAUUGAAAAUAGAUUGGCGAAGCUGGAGGCCGACCUGGAUCGUCAUCACAAGGUGAUAAACACGAGAAAAGACACCUCGGACACUGAAUUGUCCCCAGGUCGACCCCAGAAUCACCACGUCCACCAGAUCGAGCCCCAGAUAAGACCUGACAAACCCCUGCAAUGCAGUUUCGACCUCCAAAAGAUCCCAGAGGUUGACAUCCAGAUGCUAGACCUCUACAGACAACUCGAGUUCGAUAACCCAGACGGUGGUGUUUGGAAACAGGGAUGGGCCCUAAAAUACGACGACAAGCAGUGGCACAAGACUCGAAAGCUCAAUGUUUUUGUUGUUCCACACUCGCACAACGAUCCAGGAUGGCUAGAGACAUUCGAGAAAUACUACAGCCAGAAGACAAACAGAAUUCUCAACAAUAUGGUGAGAAAAUUGUCAGAGGACAAGAGAAAAAAAUUCAUAUGGGCUGAGAUGUCGUUCUUCAAGCUCUGGUGGGACGAGCAGCAGAAGACGACCCAGGAGCAGGUGAAACGUCUGAUUGUGGAUGGACAAUUAGAGAUUGUAGCUGGUGGAUGGGUUAUGCCUGACGAGGCUGUCUCCCACUGGAUGGCACAGCUGGCACAGCUGACCCAGGGUCACCAGUGGCUCAAGGCCAAUCUGGAUUAUGUACCAACCACUGGGUGGGCUAUUGAUCCAUUUGGAUUAUCUCCCACGAUGCCUUAUCUCUUGAAGAACGCAGGGAUGGAGAAUCUUCUCAUUCAGAGAGUCCAUUAUGCUGUGAAGAAGAGACUUGCCAGGGACAAGAGCCUGGAAUUCAAGUGGAGACAGCUGUGGGACAACGAUGGAUCCAGUGAAUUACUCACUCACAUGAUGCCAUUCUAUAGCUACGACGUGCCUCAUACCUGUGGUCCUGAUCCCAAGGUCUGCUGUCAAUUUGAUUUCUUCAGGCUUCCAAAUUUUGGGUUGAGCUGUCCCUGGAGAGUGCCUCCCAAGGUCGUCACCAAGAAAAAUGUUGGGGAGAGGGCAGCUCUUCUCCUCGAUCAGUACAGGAAGAAGUCUCAGUUGUUCAGGUCUAAUGUCGUCAUUGCACCACUGGGUGACGACUUCAGGUACUCACAGAGUUCUGAAUGGGACGCACAGUAUGGAAAUUAUCAGAAGAUAUUUGAUUACUUGAAUUCGAAUGAUCAGUUCAACGUGAGGAUUCAAUUUGGAACGUUGACUGAUUAUUUCAAUGCCCUCAGGGAAGAGCAGAAUGUAGAGAAAUUUCCGAGCCUCUCUGGUGAUUUUUUCACGUAUGCAGACAGGGAUGAUCACUACUGGAGUGGAUAUUACACGUCGAGACCGUUUCACAAACGAUUGGAUCGAGUUCUCAUGGGGUCUCUGAGGGCAGCUGAGGUGCUUUCAUCGAUUGGUUGGGCAAGGGGUCACGAGCACCUCUCGGAGUCCGGCCUGGAGAGAAGAUUGAAUGUAGCGAGACAGUGGCACUCGCUCUUUCAGCAUCACGAUGGCGUGACAGGAACGGCCAGGGACGAGGUCGUCGUCGAUUACGCCCAGAAGAUGAUAUCAGCUCUGAAUGAUACAGCGCAUGUUCUUCAACAGUCAGCUGCACACCUUCUGAGGAGUCCCCAGGGGCCGGCCCUCGAACCCGAGUCCCAGUACUUCACACUCGAUGAGAUGAGAACUCAUCACACGAGUAUUGGUGAUAGAAUAACAAUUUCCCUGGGGGACGACGGGAUAUCCAGGAAGGUCGUGAUUUUCAAUUCCCUCCCAAGGGUGAGGACGAGAGUCCAGACUGUCAUCGUGUCUAAUCCCUACGUAAGGGUUACAGAUAGAAUGGGACAGGCUGUGGAGUGCCAGUUGUCCCCAGUCUGGGUGGGACCUGGGGCCAUCUCUGGGGCGAGAUAUGAGCUCUCAUUCCUGGUGACUGUUCCUGGUUUUGGCAUCAACACUUACUUAAUCCAUCCCCUGAAGGACUCGUCGUUGCCACCUGGUGUUCACCUGGCCAACGUCACACUCUUCAAUAAUCCCAUACCACCGAGACCUGUUCGAGGAUUUGAACACCUCCAGGCGCAGCCCUCAAGUCAGGAGUUCUCGAUAGGUGUGAGACCAGGACUCUCGGCAUCUUUCUCGAGGACGGGGCUGCUCAAAGCACUAAAAAUAGGCGAGACAACAUUCCCAGUCCACUUGGAGUUCGUGAAAUAUGGAACAACACCUCCAGGGCGACCUCAGAGUGGUGCAUACCUAUUUCUUCCUGACAAACCCGAGCCUGAUCCUGUCUACACGAUGAUGGACAGGACAAUUCAUUUAGUCACUGGACCAAUUUUAUCCCGUGUCUUCGUGGAUCUACCACAUCUCCGGCACACCUGUACUUUAUUCAACUCCCCAGGUAGCGAUGGACUGGGUCUCCACGUCUUCAACGAGGUUGACAUAUCAGAGACCCAGAAUUUCGAGCUUGCCAUGAGGCUUGACACGGAUAUCGCCUCUGGUGAUGAGUUUUUCACUGAUCUCAAUGGUCUCAACAUCAUCAGGAGACAGAGAUUUCCCAAACUUCCGACACAGGCGAAUUACUAUCCACUACCAGCUGCUGGCUACAUCGAGGACAAGAGAGUGAGACUCAGUGUCCUGACAGGACAGCCACUGGGUGCUGCCUCCAUGGCACCUGGACAAUUUGAGAUAAUGCAGGACAGGAGACUCAUGCAGGAUGAUCAGAGGGGCCUGGAGCAGGGUGUCACUGACAAUCUCAUGACCAAUCACAUUUUCAUGAUUGUCCUGGAGAAGAGAAAGGAGUGCUCCACCCCUCCAGCACCUGAAAAUCCUGCUGGGGCGCUCUCUCUGGGGGCCCAUCUCGCCUCUGAGGAACUUCUCCAUCCUCUCGCCACUAUUCAUCCUAAUCCAGUUUUUAAUAUCGAUUUUAAUGGGCAUUUCUCGGCACUGAGGUUCGAUCUGCCUGUCGAUGUUAAUAUUGUCAGUAUGAGAGUCAUCUCUGUGCCUGAUGGGGCUGGAAAGGGCGUUGGAAUGGUCCUCCAUAGACAGGCAAUCGACGACUGCUGGGGAGAGGAGGAUCUCCAUCGAUUUGGAGACAGGGCAACUGGCACAGUCGAUAUUGGAAAACUCCUCAGCUUCGUCGAGGACUGGACCAUCAGCGAGAGUCCACUGACUUUUCACAGUGUUGGACCCACUCUUAAGAGCACUAGUAUCAAUAUCUGUCCCCAUCAGAUAUCAUCAGUCUUAUUUCAUAAGACACAAUCCUAGGUUUCGCUAGGAAUUCUUUAGGGCUUUAGAUUCUCUGUGAGAAAAACCAAAAGGCUCUCGUAAUCUUGUUAGAAUCAGGCCAAUUGUUUGUUGAAAAUUAAAAAAAAAAA